UACGGCGCGUGUGUACGCGAAGGAAGACGGUUCGUGUUACUCGCGCGUCCGCCUCCCCCAUGCCAGUUACGGGUCGGCAAUCGCAAACUUGGAGGAAGUGAUUUAGAUUAGAUUAUGGCGCCCACCCCGAAGUACAAAGUUGCACACUCGAGGAGACUCGGCAGGUACCUCGUAGCAGCUAAAAAUAUAGCGGCAGGAGAAGUUGUUAUUCGGGAGGAGCCGAUCGCGGUCGGCCCGAUGACGUACAGAAAGGACUGCCUGUGCUUCGCGUGUCUGCGUUCGUUGUCGAAGAUCGGCGGAGGCGAACAAUACACUUGCUCCAGAUGUAACGUCGCACCGCUGUGUAACGCAGCGUGCGAGGCACGAACGACCCAUCACACGAAUGACGAAUGCACGAUACUUCGGGAUAAUCGAAAUCUGCUGGCGGAGAACGGGAUCGACGUAACGGGAAUUUUGUUGGCUUUGCGAUUAUGGCUGAUCAAAUGCAGGAAUCCAGCUGUGUGGGAGCAAGUAGACCAGAUGGAGGCGCAUCUGGACAAAAGGAUGGGCACGCCCGUCUGGAAAGACAGAGAAGUCAAUGUGGUGAAUAUAAUUCGAAUGCUCCGCGUACCUGACGAGAUCGGUGAGCCACCCGGUGCGGAAUUAAUGCAGAAAUUGUGCGGCAUUUUAGACGUGAACACCUUCGAGCUACGAUCACCCGGUGCUCUCGAUGGCCUUCUACUUCGUGGUUUAUAUGUUGAAGCAGCCUUGAUGGCUCACGAUUGCAGAGGCAACACUCAUCUCACCGUGGACGAUGACUUCCGGCUGACCGUUUACGCGAGCGUGCCGGUCAAGGAAACUGAGCCUAUUCUUUUCAAUUACACUUCGUCACUGCUGGGAACAGCCGACAGAAGAGAGCACCUUCGUGAGGGGAAAUACUUCGAAUGCGAAUGCUGUCUGUGCGAGGAUUCUUACGAGCUGCAGUCGCAUCUGAGCAGCGUGCUGUGCCCGCGUUGCAAAGAAGGAUUCGUAGGAAUACAAGACACUUCCAGUUUCGUCGAUCCGUAUGAGAGCCGGUGGCGAUGUCAGAUGUGCAAAAGGACCUACGGCGGUCGUCUCAUCAGAGCCACGUUAAAUAUCUGUAGAACGCUGAUCGAAGACUGCGAGGAUGCCGACAUAAAAAGUCUAGACGGCUUGCUUAGAAGAUUAUCCCGAUCAUUGCACACCAAUCACUUCCUGAUGCUAUCCCUGAAGCAGAAGUUACUGGCUGCGUGCAGGAAAGAAAUGACAUCUCCGAAUCCUCAGAAGAAGAUUGUGCGAAAGAUGUUGGACACGUGUAACGAAGUCUACGGCGUAUUGGACAUUGUGGAGCCGGGCAUAUCGCGUUUAAAAGGGAUAAUGUUAUACGAAAUGCAUCUGCCUAUGAUAAUAUUGGCGAAUCGAUCUUAUUCCGCUCGCGAGAUCUCGUCCGCACAGUUGGCGCGUCAACUAGAAGAGGCCAGAGACCUUCUAAAGAAGGCUCUGACCAUGCUGCUAUUGGAGCCUGCGACAACUCCGGAAGGGAAACUAGCUAAGCGAGCGUUGGAGGAAUUACGGAUGCUAAAUCAAAACAUAGGCGACGUGAGAUCCUUGCCAGCGGAAGAACCGAAGGUCUACGUGCGUAAAGCGAAGGAGAACCGCAAAAAGAUUAAAUGAUAUGUCAUAACAUACACAAGAUAUUUCCUUUUAUAAGUUACAAUUAUCGUUUACGUCGAUAUGACGAUUACUCAACUGUUACGCAAUGGUACACAUUUUGCUUUAUAUCGUGAGAAAAUUGUUACUCUAUUAUUGCAUGAUAAUAACAAAAAGAAGAGAAGAAGUCUCGUAUGAUUGUACUGUAUGUAUUUGU
This is a messenger RNA of Dinoponera quadriceps, 1867 nucleotides long. Its product is annotated as protein msta, isoform A-like. The transcript is spliced from 7 exons. The record is from RefSeq and is a predicted model, not a curated record. Lineage: Eukaryota; Metazoa; Arthropoda; Insecta; Hymenoptera; Formicidae. Gene Ontology annotation, molecular function: protein binding. Bases 115 to 1674 code for a protein of 519 amino acids.